Osmia lignaria (orchard mason bee) is the source of this 2659-nucleotide messenger RNA. Its product is annotated as scavenger receptor class B member 1. The record is from RefSeq and is a predicted model, not a curated record. Gene Ontology annotation, molecular function: scavenger receptor activity. Gene Ontology annotation, cellular component: cytoplasm; membrane. Lineage: Eukaryota; Metazoa; Arthropoda; Insecta; Hymenoptera; Megachilidae.
CGUAUGGGGGUUAGUGAUCAGGAGACAGUAUAAAGCAGAGUGAACACAAGAUUCAUGCUCACUAAUAACAAGAUAAGGAGAAGCUGCAAACGAUACAACUUCACCGCAAGGAGCUUGCAUUUUAUUUUUUUAAGUAAAACUUACAUAGAAAAAAAUGGUCACCGGUUAUUUCUUCAUCGAAUAUUCGUGUAAAUAAGAUCAUCGAAAAGGACUGUGUUACCGGAACGAAAUUGUGCUAGUGUGAAAAGUGUUGUUUCUGAUUGUUAUUCAAGUGUUUAGUUAUUGUUUGUGAAAGAUCAUCGAAUUGUUACACCGACCCGGACCUUACCAUCAAGGAGACGAGAAAAGGAAAGCAGCGAAAAGUAAACGAAUCAGGUCACAACCAUGAAAUUUCCAAUUCCUCUACAUCAAUAUAAAAAAUGCAUAAUACUAUUUAUGCUGGGUAUUACCUGCAGUGCCUUGGGUUACAUACUCUACAUAAUUAAUCCAGUGAAGACAAUAUUGGAACACAAAUUGCAAAUGGCACCAAAUACGCUGCUUUUUGAAUUAUGGAAAAAGCCCCCCAUCAACGUCUACCUCAAAGUAUACAUAUUCAACAUCACCAACGCGGAACAGUUCCUCAGGGGUGAGGAAAAAUUAACCGUGGAAGAAGUCGGUCCCUACGUCUAUCAAGAAAUAUUAGAGAAUCAAAAUGUCACGUGGCACGAAAAUAAUACAAUUUCGUAUAAGCCAAAAAGAACGAUAGUGUACAUUCCAGAAAUGUCAAACGGUGACCCAGAAAAAGAUAUAGUGCACGUUCCAAAUAUACCAAUGCUGGGUAUCUCGUCGACCCUACACGAUGCUGCAUUCUUUGUCAAAUUCCCUUGGACUAGUUUGGUGAACAUGCUAAAUAGUAAAUCGAUCUUGAAUAUAACCGUGUACGAUUAUCUAUGGGGUUACGAGGAUCCUCUUGUCCGUUUGGCGAGUAACAUCGUGCCAAGUUUCAUCAACUUCGGGAGGUUUGGAUUACUCGAUAGGAUGUACGACGAAGGAGACAAUACCGUGUUCAUGAACAUCGCGAAGAAUGAGAAUAUGACCGACGAGGAUGGACGUUAUUUGAGCGUCGAAAGCUACAACGGUAGCCCCGGGAUGCCGCAAUGGGGUUACCAUGAAGAAGAAGGAAACGAGACUUAUCCGGGGAAUACGAUUUGUAACCGUGUCAAGGGAACAACCGAAGGAGAAUUAUUCCCAGCUAAUUUAGACGAACACGCUACAUUCAGAGUGUACAGGAAAGCUUUCUGCAGAGCUAUACCGAUUGUGUUUAAGGAAAAAGUAUGGGUCGAAAAUGGUCUCGAAGGAUACUUGUACACCGUGGCAAGUGACUUCUUGGAUCCGCCAGAUUUAAAUCCGGUUAACGAGUGCUACUGCCGGAACCGUAAAUGUUUGAAGAGAGGAUUGUCUGACAUGACACCUUGUUAUUACAGUAUCCCAGCAGCAAUGUCCAUGCCACAUUUCCUCGAUGCUGACCCCAGUUUGUUAGAUAACGUUAUAGGACUUCAUCCAGAUCCAGAAAUCCACAGCGCAAAGAUCAUUCUGCAACCGGAGAUCGGAAUCCCGAUAAAAGUUAACUCGAGAAUACAGAUCAACCUUGUUAUGGCCCAAGCGGCCUACAGUUCCAGAAUCUCGGCCUUCAACGGGUUAACGGUCCCAUUAUUCUGGAGCGAUCUGUAUAUACCCUCGAUACCGGACGACCUCCUCUUCCUCUUGAAAAUGGUGCUUUACGUACUUCCGAUAGUCCAGACGGUGAUAAUUUGGUUGCUGGCCAUCGGGGGAGCGACGAUGAUCAUAUUAUCAGUACCAGCCAUGUUGUGGACCAUCAAUCAGCAACAAGUACCUCUUCAGGUAGAACGAAGGGAUAGCUGCGAUUUAAGGAUACCGUUGAAUUAUGGUCAAUACACAACGAUGCGUAUCUUGCCGGCUAUUAAAAAGAUCACGUCAAAAACGGACUUGUUUAGUUAACCAAACACACCUCUAAAGUAUUUACGAAGCAUGAAACGAAAGACACUUGGAUUAAUAAAAGAACGAUUUUCUUAUUUAAAUAAUUAAUGUAUUCGUUGCUCUUUUUUCUCGUUAGAAAAAAAAAUGUAGCGGAUACGGUUGCGUACUUAAACCGACUUGUAAAGUAUUCUGCGUUGCAGUACACAUUCCGGGUUUCAAGCUAAAAAUAUUUAUCAAUCGAUAUUAUUCUCUGUCAAAACGUUAUUACGAUGUACUUUCACUUUUAUUCUCCCUUACUCCGAUUAAUUUCUUUAGAAUAUCGUUCUUUUAAUUUUUAUUCUGUUUCGUUUCGUUGCUUCUUAAUGUAAUACUACAAUUUAAUAUCUAAUUGAUAUAAAUUUUUUUACGAAUUUAUUCUAUGCUCCAUCGAUCGUAUCUGCCGAGUGAUGGCACUGGAGCAGCUCAAAGUAUUUUAUCGAAGUGAAUUAUCAUUAAAAUAAGUUUGAAUAAAAACGUUAUGAACGGUUUAUUAUAUAAAUUUAAUGAAAUGCGUACUAAGUAAAGUUGUAAUACAAUAAUUAUGAUAUUAAUUAUAAUAACCACUGAUACCAGCCUAUCGAAAAUCAAUGAUGAAUGAAUAUUGUCGUCUAAUGUAUGUACACGAAUAAAUGUGUAUAACGUA